Messenger RNA from Nymphaea colorata (pocket water lily), 977 nucleotides. Its product is annotated as cell number regulator 10-like. The transcript has 4 exons. The record is from RefSeq and is a predicted model, not a curated record. Lineage: Eukaryota; Viridiplantae; Streptophyta; Magnoliopsida; Nymphaeales; Nymphaeaceae. Bases 10 to 858 code for a protein of 282 amino acids.
GGAGAGGCAAUGGGACGUCCCCAGCAGCAAGAUGACCCAAAUGUAAAGCCUCCAGCGCCAACGUCCCACGCUGCCCAAGCCCCUCCUCUGUACCCCCAGGAAGAAGCGCCCCACCAAUACCCACCGGCGGCUGCCCCUUAUGCGGCAGCGCCGAGGAGCCCAUGCCCCUUCCCUCCGCCGCAGCAGGACCCGCUCUACCAGCAGCAGCCCCACCCACACCCUUCUCCCCAACUCGGCCAAGCCCACUUCCAACCUACGCCUUUCCCGCCGGAACAACCAGCUGCUAAGCCUCACAUUCCACCUUCUCCACCACCUCAGCCGUUCCCUCAGCAACCGCCGGUGACAGGCUUCAUUGUUUGUCCAAAACCGCCGCCUCGGCAUGGUCAAUGGACUACGGGCCUCUUCGAUUGCUUCGAAGGCCCAAACAGCUCAUUAGUUACUCUUUUCUUGCCUUGCGUGACGUUCGGACAAGUAGCAGAGAUAUUGGACAAUGGACAGACCACCUGUGCCACCAGCGCAACGAUGUAUGCUGCAAUUCUCUCGGUUUCUGCCCUCCCAUGGAUACUGUCGUGCACCUAUAGGACGAAGCUGCGAGCUAAGUACGGUCUCCUUGAGUCUCCUGCUCCCGACUGGCUUGUUCACUGCCUUUUUGAGCCGUGUGCUAUCUGCCAAGAAUACAGGGAACUACGCAACAGAGGCUUCGAUCCUAGCAUUGCGUUGAUUUGGUGGGAUGAUGGGUGCAAGAUGGUAUGCCAAUAUGAUGAUGCAAACGCAACAGCAACAAACGGCCAUGGCUCCCCCUGUGAAUCAAACCAUGAGAGCUUGAGCCUCUGCAAUACCAGUCACCGGAGGGCCUAGAGCUCAAUAUGCAACGUUCCCUUUAGUUCUUCGACUCCUUUCUUGCUGUUUUGCAGUGUGGAAUUUGGCGUCCGAUAAGCCUUGGUUUUGCCUUUAAGCCAAUCGUCAACCAAGUUGGU